GCACCGCGAAAACCUCCUCCUAUUAGCUACAUAAUAAACACCGCAAAAAGAGAAGAGUGUCGGGUCAGUGAUGAAGUUAACCCGAUUAUUUCGUGACUCAUCUUUAUUCGUGAUUCCAAUUCUUCGUUGUUUGUAAACAAGAGCAUUGAAAAUUUGAAAUGAGUGAGUGCUGUUGUUCAAUUGUAAUUCCAAAUCUUCAGAUUCCAUCAUUUACCAAAAACCCUUUUCCCAUCGCUGAUUUCGGCCGCCGAAACCAUUUUUCACGGUGUUUCCCCGCAUCUCUUCCUUUCCCAAAUCCGUCGUCAAAGCUGCCACCUUUUCGAGUUUCUAGAACUAUCCAGGCCACGUCAGCUCACAUGGAAGUGGAACGAACUCAAGGGUUUGAGUCAAACAGCGCCUCAAUGAAGCUCUUGUUUGUGGAGAUGGGUGUCGGAUACGAUCAACACGGGCAGAAUAUAACGGCUGCAGCAAUGAGGGCAUGCAGGGAUGCCAUUUCUUCUAAUUCAAUCCCAGCUUUCCGCAGAGGUUCCAUCCCUGGUGUCAAUUUCGAUCAGAUGAAAUUGCAGAUCAAGCUAGGUGUUCCCAAUUCUCUUCAGAGCUCUUUGGAUAUCGAGAAAGUCAAGUCUGUGUUUCCCUAUGGAAAAAUUUUGAAUGUUGAAGUGGUGGAUGGUGGAUUGAUAUGCUCAAGUGGGGUGCAUGUGGAAGAGAUGGGUGACAAGAAUGAUGAUUGUUACAUUGUCAAUGCUGCUGUAUAUGUAGGCUAUUAAUAAUAAAAGCUUUAUUCUCCUGUUUUUGGUGAACUUCUGAUUCUGAUAACUUUGUGUCUUCUCUGUAUAAUAAUACACCAAUAUUUUUAGUUUAUCCUGGUUUUUUAAUUUCAGAAAGAAUAUGUUGU
Molecule: messenger RNA, 895 nt
Organism: Arachis ipaensis
Lineage: Eukaryota; Viridiplantae; Streptophyta; Magnoliopsida; Fabales; Fabaceae
Source: RefSeq, a predicted model, not a curated record